AUGGCGAGAGAAAUACCAGAGAGCAUGGAACUGCCUCUAUCCUGGGCGGAUAGCGGGCAGUCAGUCCUCAAGCUCAACAUCCGCCAUCUUUGGUUGUGUGGUGUGUGGCCACUACCUGGUUCCUGGAUAUUUGAGGUGUACGGAGCUUUGGGGCUCGUGCUUGGCGUCUGGAACGCUAUAGAGAGUACACUGGCCCUCUACUUCUGUUGGGGAGACAUGGAUGAGUCGACGAUGGUAUUCAUCAGCACCUUCAGCAUCGGCUGCGGUACUGUCAAGAUGGCCUUCUUCAUGCGCAGUCGGAGACAGUACUACGCGCUGGCUCGAAGGGUGGAGAUGCUGGUGUCUCUGCAAAGUGAAUUCUGCUCGGCAGACCCUGCCUUGGCUGACAUUAGGCAGGGCUCGCAAAGGCGUGCCUCCCGUCUCACCAUAGGACUGCUGCUCUUAAUGUUGUCGCAGUACCCUUUGUGGUUCCCGAUGCCUUUAAUUGCGCGUCCAGACGAACGGCGCCUGCCAUUCGCUCAGCACGGCUGGGACAACAACACAAACUUCUACGAGCUAUCGUACGUCGUACAGUGCGUGAUAGGGGCGUGGACCACCCAAAUCAGCAACAGUGUGGACUUACUGUUCGUUAGCAUCAUGAUCCUCACAGCUUCGCAGCUGCAGAUUCUCACAAUACGCAUAGCCAGUCUCAAACGUGAGGACAUAGAAGUAAAGCUAGAGAAAGGAAUCAGUUGCGUGGCAGAUCAGACGGAGAAUAGUUGCAGUGAUAAAAUGUAUGAAAAAUUGUGUCAGUGCAUUGAGAGUCACCAGAAUAUACUCAGGUUCGUCAAGCAUUUGGAGAAGACAAUGAGUUCCAUAGUAAUGACACAAUUCAGCUUCAGCGUCCUCGUCACGUGUGUGUCAUUGUUUCAAGCAACAUACGCGGAGGCAGUAACGCUGGCGGCGUACAGCUGUUCCUGGUUGAAGGCGAGCCAUCGAUUCAAGCGCUCUUUGAGGAUCCUCAUGAGCCGCGCCCAGAAACCGCUCGUUCUCACCGCUGCACACCUCUACCCCAUGAACAGAGAAGCGUUCGUUUCGCUGGUGAAUGCAUCAUAUUCAUACUACGCAUUGCUGGGUCAAAUGACUAAAUGA
Molecule: messenger RNA, 1131 nt
Organism: Schistocerca serialis cubense
Lineage: Eukaryota; Metazoa; Arthropoda; Insecta; Orthoptera; Acrididae
Product: odorant receptor 43a-like
Exons: 4
Coding region: 1-1131 (376 amino acids)
Biological process (GO): detection of chemical stimulus involved in sensory perception of smell; sensory perception of smell
Cellular component (GO): plasma membrane
Molecular function (GO): olfactory receptor activity; odorant binding
Source: RefSeq, a predicted model, not a curated record